AUGAAAAAUGUUUUCCCCAUAACUUCAAUAAAUACUAAAGAAGCCUUUAACUUUAAAAAUAAAGGUCAACUUUAUUACAAAGCAAUUGAGUCAUUUAAUUCAGUUAAUCUAAAUACCGAACAUAAUUCAGGAAAAAUUUUUUCUGGAAUAGAAUACUAUUUCCAUUAUUUGGAUGAAAUUUUACCAAGUUCCAUUUCGGUUACAAAAAAAUCUUACCAAAACACCAACGAUAAUCGAUAUGCAAAUAUUUUGAAUGUAUAUGCUGAUACCCAAAUCAUUUUGCCCUUAUCUAAUGAGCAAGUCAAUGCUCAGGAAAAUCCCCAAAAUAACAUUAUUUUGGAUAUCCUGAAUGUCAAAGAAUGGCCAAAGCUACCAUUUGGUAAAAAAAUUGAACAAACAUACUGGUGUACUUUAUAUUAUAUCUUACAAAAUGUGCACGUUGGUAUCAAAAAUCCCAUGGUUCCAUUUUCUUGGUCUGAUUGGUAUGAGUUUCAAAAUUUUGGCAAAUAUAAAAGGGAAAAGUGCAUGUCUAAUAAAAAAAUUAAAAAUUUUUAUGUUAAUAAACGCAUAAUAAAAAAAAAUAGCGGCUUCUUAAACAUCCCAGAAUCAGAAACUUGUAAAAAAUACAGAGGGAUGGAAUAUUUACAAGGAGACAAUUUAGUGGUAGAUAAGCUCAUAUUUACUAACAUUGGUGAGAAAAAAUUUGUUGAAGUUCAUACUAGAACGAUACCCUUUGAAAAUGGAUCUGCAAUUAUUGAUCCCGUUUUUGGAAUUGUUAAAAAUUUUAAAAUUUCAAAAAUAAAUAGGGAAUGGGUUUUAAAAAAGUUACAUAAUAUCAUUAGCGGUGUUAAAAUGUUUAAACAAGAUGCUAGCAAAAUGCAAGACAUCAUGUGUGAUUAUAGUGACAAUUCAAAAAGAAAAUUCAUAUUAAAACCGAAAAGUAGAUUUGAAGAAUACGAUAGCAUUGACGAAAAUGAUAAGCAUCCAAUCCAUAAAAAUAAUAGGGGACUAGCUGAAUUGCCUAAAUUAGAAAUACGUUAUAGGUCUAACAAGCCGAGCCAACCCAAUUUUGAAACAAUAAUAUUAAAUGAAGAUGAUUUUAAAAUUGAUACAGACAUCUAUUUGAAAAAAUUAUUGUUCGACAAUACGAAUCCAUUACAAGCUCUUAAUGACAAGGCACCACAAGAUAUAUCUGUAUACCUUCAACAUAGAUUUGGUCGCUUUUAUGGAAAUUUGUAUAGAUACUGGAUGGACUUGGAUCAAAACAGAAAUAAGAAAUAUUUUAAUGAAGUUAAAUUAAAAACGGAUAUAGAAGAAGUCUGGAGAAGGGGAUCCCAUUAUGAUUGGAGAUUUUUCAAUGGACUACAAUUUGUUUCUGAAAAACAAAAGGUUUUAAACAGAAUAUUCAAAGUAUGGUCGGAAUUUGCAUCAAAUUCUAGAAUUCAAUGGUGGUUGGCUCAUGGCAGCUUAUUAAGUUGGAGAUGGUCUGGCACGCAAUUUGAAUGGGAUCACGAUAUUGAUUUGCAAUUACCCUUUAAACAUUUUGAGUAUAUGGCUUUAAAUUAUAACAAUACUAUUAUUGUUGACAGACAGGGAUCUCAAGAUAUAAAACUAUACUAUUUAGAUAUAAAUCCAUUGUUUAUGGAUGUGUAUCAUGGAGAAAAGGGACUAAAUACAAUAGAUGGGAGAUUGAUAGAUGUAGAAACUGGGCUAUACAUUGAUUUAACAGCUAUCUCAUUUAAGGAUUUAACAAAGGAAACAUUUGUUGGAAAAAAAACAAGUUUAAAUAACAAUAAAUUCGCAAUUAGCUAUUUAUCUUCAGUCAAAUCCUACGUUUUGUCUUCAUUACCGGGAAACACAGAGUUAAAUUCAAAAGAAAAAAGCGACAAAAAAACUUUGACACAAUAUCAAGUGCUUGGUGAUAAAAACUACCAUUUUUAUGACAAUUUAAAUUUAAUAUCUCCUUUAAGGCAGACAAAAUAUGAAGGUUCUAUUGCGUUUGUACCAUUUGAGGUAGAUUUUAUUCUAAAAGAUGAAUAUCCUAAUGGGCUAACUGAUAAACACUACUUGGAUUACAUCUUUGAUGUAGAUCAACACCAAUGGGUAAAAAUUGAAACGGAUAAUUUCAAAAGUAAUGAUGGAAUUUCAAUGGGUUCUGAGAGCAAUAGUCAUAACAAUGGAAUAUCUCCAGAUUCACCAUCAUAUUCUCUUCCUAUGCAACAUUUUAUAGAAGAUGAUAAACUUUGUAAAAGUGUUAUUAUGAAGGACUCAGAGUAUUGCAAAUGGGUAUUUUACGCACACGGCACAGAUAAAAAAAGUUUUGAUUCCUUCAACGGAAUUGGUAAAAUUUCUAACAGAUUCAAGUAUUUUAAUUCUCACCACAUAAAAGAAGAUUCGAGAUUGCACAGUUUAAUUGUCAAAGACGGGUACCCACAAACUUAA
Saccharomycodes ludwigii is the source of this 2442-nucleotide messenger RNA. RefSeq lists its product as uncharacterized. The record is from RefSeq and is a predicted model, not a curated record. Bases 1 to 2442 code for a protein of 813 amino acids. Lineage: Eukaryota; Fungi; Ascomycota; Saccharomycetes; Saccharomycodales; Saccharomycodaceae. The transcript has a single exon.